AUGACAGGGGUGGUGAUGAUAACAAGGGGAGGUGGCUGUGGUGGUGGAGUAGGAAAUGGGAAAGCGGCAAAAGGAGGAGAUGAGGAGGAAAACCAGCUCUCUCUGGUGGCGAUUCUCUUGGCAGCUCUGAGAAAAUCCAUGGUCUCUUGCCGUGUAGAUCGAAGGGAAGAAGUAAUGUCAACUGUUCAUCAAAUGGAAAUCGGGUGGCCCACCAACGUUCAACACGUAGCCCACGUCACAUUCGAUCGUUUUCAUGGGUUUCUGGGUCUUCCUGUUGAAUUCGAAGUCGAAAUCCCCUGUAGAGUCCCCAGUGCCAGUGUUAGUGUUUUUGGUGUCUCAGCGGAAUCAAUGCAGUGCUCCUAUGAUUCAAGAGGCAAUAGUAUCCCAACAAUUCUCUUGCUAAUGCAAGAGAGGUUAUAUACACAAGGAGGUCUAAAGGCUGAAGGAAUUUUCCGCAUAAACCCGGAGAACAGCCAAGAAGAGCAUGUCAGGGACCAGUUGAACCGAGGCAUUGUGCCUCAAGACAUUGAUGUCCACUGUUUGGCAGGUCUAAUCAAAGCCUGGUUCCGAGAGCUUCCUUCAGGUGUGCUGGAUGGGCUUUCCCCAGAACAGGUUUUACAGUGUAACACAGAGGAUGAGUCUGUUGAGCUUGUGAAACAGCUGCAGCCAACUGAGACCGCAUUGCUCAACUGGGCUAUUGACCUUAUGUCUGAUGUUGUUGAGCAAGAGGAAUCUAACAAAAUGAAUGCCAGAAAUAUUGCCAUGGUUUUUGCUCCAAACAUGACUCAGAUGUCUGAUCCAUUGACGGCUCUGAUGCAUGCUGUUCAAGUGAUGAACCUGCUCAAGACCCUUAUUGUGAAGACUUUACGAGAGCGUGAAGAGACUACAACUGGAGGGUACUCACCCAUGUCAUUGAUGUCAAGUCGUUCAUUUGAUAGGCAAACUGAUGAGGAAUUCGAUAGUCAACGAGAGAUGGAUACCAGCUGUGAAUCCACAGGGCCAGCAUCAGACAAUGAUGAGAAUCCACAUUACAGCAAUAGCAGCGAAGAUGAAGAAGAAAAUGAAGUCGAAUCAUUGAGUGAAAUAGAACAUUGCUUCUUGAGGCAAUUAGAUGAGAAUGAGAAUGCAAAGAAUGGGUUCAGGGAAGAACUGGUUGGUAUUUUGCAUAGAGAUCAUAUGAGUCCCAAAACUAUUUCUACCAUUAAUGGGGACUCUGGUGUCUCAUUAUCUGACAGUAAAAUUGAGACCUCUGGCUUGAGCAUAACUGACGGAGAAGAAUCCGGGAUCAGUGUGAUUGCUCUGGGGCUAACGAUGGACACGNACUCUGGUGUCUCAUUAUCUGACAGUAAAAUUGAGACCUCUGGCUUGAGCAUAACUAAUGGAGAAGAAUCCGGGAUCAGUGUGAUUGCUCUGGGGCUAACGAUGGACAUGAACAACCCAUCAGAAGCAUGUGGAGAAGCCACUGACAUGGAAAUGCUGGAUAAGUUGGAGUCUGAUCCUACUAAUCCUUUGUGCGUGCCAAGUGAAUCCGUCUAA
Molecule: messenger RNA, 1536 nt
Organism: Ilex paraguariensis (yerba mate)
Lineage: Eukaryota; Viridiplantae; Streptophyta; Magnoliopsida; Aquifoliales; Aquifoliaceae
Source: the annotation of a GenBank genome assembly